Messenger RNA from Laccaria bicolor S238N-H82, 2415 nucleotides. RefSeq lists its product as uncharacterized. Gene Ontology annotation, cellular component: nucleus. Gene Ontology annotation, molecular function: polynucleotide 5'-hydroxyl-kinase activity. The coding region runs from base 1 to 2415 and encodes 804 amino acids. The transcript is spliced from 4 exons. The record is from RefSeq and is a predicted model, not a curated record. Gene Ontology annotation, biological process: cleavage in ITS2 between 5.8S rRNA and LSU-rRNA of tricistronic rRNA transcript (SSU-rRNA, 5.8S rRNA, LSU-rRNA). NCBI's taxonomy places the organism in Eukaryota, Fungi, Basidiomycota, Agaricomycetes, Agaricales, Hydnangiaceae.
AUGAUCAGUGCUAUCGCAGCACGAAAAGCUGCUCAAGCAGAGCUUCAAAAGGUUCCCGAUACACCUCACAUAGAGGAGCAGGUAGCUCCUCCGCCUCAGGGGACACCAAGGCCAAACCCGAAACGAAAGGCGCCUUUGCAGGAUGCAAAACCUUCAAAGAAAAAGCGAGUGAAGAAAGAAAAAGGGAAGCAAGCGGAACUGCCGAAGGAGAGGUAUUUCACAAAACAGAAGGAUGAUUUCAAGGAGCAGGAAGAUAUGAUUGUCGUUGGUUCGGAUGAUGACGAUGAAAAUGUGGACGAGCUGUCUCAAGACUCGGACUUGGAGCCAGGACCAUCCCUCGUUCCGUCCAAAACAAGGCGCAAAUGGUCCCCGAGUCGUAUGGUGGAAGAUUCCUCAGACGAAGACUCGGCUGAAGUGUCUGCUGGCCCCAAACUCGAUCUGUCGCCUUUCUUCCCUAGAUCAGCUCGAAAACUUGUCGUCUUUGAUGAAAAUCGGAUUCUGUCGACUUUUCAACCAACAACGGACCAGAACACGUUCGUUCUCACAGCUGAGGAGGUCUCCGCUUUGGACUCGUCAUCUCAGAAUGUGGGUGGAACUAUCCUCAUCGUGACACCAGCAGAUUCCCUCUGCAUUCUCGGAGCGUGUCUCUUGACGGUCAUUCAUGGUUCCAUCUCCUUGUGCUGCUCUACACUGCAAUCAUCCAACACUGUGCACCGGAUAUACGCGCCCAGGUCCUCGCCGCUUCCUAUCAUCAGACAUGCUGCCGGUGGAGGAUCAAUAGCGGAUUCUGUUCAAUUCCCCCACCGUCUCGUUGAGUUCCCUCGCAAUUCGGCUAUCAUCUUGCUCAGAGAGCUGCCCACGGGCGUGGAAGGCCUAGGUCAAAUUUGCCGUUCUUUCGAGGGUGUGUUUGAGCCCUCGAAAUGGCAAAAGGGUAAGGCAGAAGCCCCAUUCGACAUCCCAGGGCUGUAUAUGGUCACUCACCAGACGAAAGACAUACAGCCCUUCACACUGUCACCAUCAUGGGAACAGGCAUUGGCGGAUGUUUCUUCAUCAGUGGAGUCCCCUUUAGCGGGAACAUACCUCGUCAAAGGCCCAAAGAACUCAGGAAAGAGCACCUUUUGUCGGACACUCUUGAAUCGGCUUUUGACAGUAUUUGAACGCGUCGCUUACCUCGAGUGCGAUAUUGGCCAGUCAGAAUUCACUCCAGGCGGCAUGGUAGCCUUGAACGUUAUUUCGGAACAUCAAUUUGGUCCUCCAUUCACCCAUCAAACCCUCCCAAACCAAGCCCACUACAUGGGCGCCACCACUCCGCGUUCCUCUCCAUCUCAUUACCUCGACUCCGUUGCAGCCCUCCUCCAAUUCUACCGAUUGAAUGUUCAAAGCCCCAGCGUCGACUACGACGACCCAGGAUCGCGCAUCACCGACUCAAUCCCACUCAUCGUCAACUCCAUGGGGUGGGUCAAAGGCCUUGGCGCGGAUCUGACUCAAAAAAUUGAGGACUUGCUUUUACCCACAGACGUCUUUGAUAUUCAGCCCUCCUUGGCUAGUGAGCACUAUGGUUAUUCGGGGGCGCCUCCAACCCCCAUACCCAACGCACGGAACCAGUACCAGGCGUAUCACGGGGGCGCGAUUGCAGAUGAAGGCGAUUCAAAAGUACACAUUGUGCAGGGUAUACCCUCUUCGACGUUGAUCCCUGGAUUCACAGCCGCGGACCAUAGAGCCAUGUCCAUCCUAUCGUACUUCCACGCAGUGUUUCCCCAGAAUGGGGUGCCUGGAGAAGUGAACCAAGUUACUGUUCGGGGCUGGGACACUGCCAAGCCGCUGUGCGCUAUCCCGGCCUACGAGGUUGAUGCCAGUGUGGCUUUGGAUAAGGUUGUGCUGACGGGCGCGGGGAGCGAAGAUGUCGCUCCGCAGGAGGUUGGGCGUGUGCUCAAUGGUGCUAUUGUGGGCGUUGUGAAGUGUGAACCUGGGACAUUGGGUGACUAUGGGGAUACAAGUAUAAAUGGGGGGGAUACGGAAGGGAAGACAAUUGGUAUUCCAUAUACCCGACAUUUCACCCCUCCUUCGCCUUCAUCGUCAACCUGUGUUGGGUUGGCGCUCAUACGCGCUGUGGCUCCUCAUCUCGUGGACUGUGAACCCCCUUCUCCUCCCUCUUCUUCACCAGCAAAACCGCUUCUCCACGUUCUGACGCCGCUUCCGCCUGCACUCCUCUCUGGGGCGCGGGUGUUCGUUAAGGGUGAGAUGGAGCUACCCAUUUGGGGCAUGUUAGACUUUAGGAGCAGUAAUGAGGGUGAUGUGGCUGGUGUUGAGCGAGUCAAGGUGCCGUACCUCCAGUGGGGGAGGGGUGGAGAAGGGGUGGCUGGGGCGGACAAGAGGAGGGUGAGGAGGAAUUUGAUGCGAAGGUCGCAGAUGUGA